GAAGGAAAAUCAAGAUGGAAGAGAUGAUGAAACCUGCAUGGUUACAAGGAUUAAUGUCUGAGAAUUUCUUUGGAGGAUGUGAAAUACAUCACAAUAGAAGGAAAAAUGAGAAAAACAUCUUUUGCUUAGAGUGUUGUCAAAGUUUUUGCCCUCACUGCCUACCACAACAUCACUCACAUCCUCUUCUACAGGUGAGAAGAUAUGUAUAUCAAAAUGUUAUAAGAUUGGGUGACCUAGAGAAGCUCAUUGAUUGUUCCUAUAUUCAGCCUUACACAAUAAACAGUGCCAAAGUUAUAUUCUUGAACCAAAGAGCACAAUCAAGGUCAUGCAAGGCUUCUGGCAACUCUUGUUUCACUUGUGACAGAGUUCUUCAACACCCCUUCAACUUUUGUUCCCUCUCUUGCAAGGUUGAUUUUAUGGUGUAUCAAGGUGAAGAUUUAUCAAACAUCAUCUAUAGGUUUGAUGAUUCUGAAUUUGCACUCUCACAAUUCGAAGGACUCCACGUGGACACCUCCGAUUUGAUCGAUGAAGAAAGCCAAAUUACUCCUAACUCCAUCUUAGAAGAUCCAUUAGAAUGCAGAGGUUCAUCUUGUUCAAACAAUGUCAUGGGCAAUUCCGGUAUUUCACACGAUGGACGUAUGGUUAAAAAUAAGAAAAAAAACAGUGGUUUUUUUCCAGGGCUUGUGCUUUCAUUAAGCAAUAGGAGAAAAGGAGCCCCUCAAAGAUCUCCUCUUUCUUGAAAAUAAAAAAAAUAAAAAAAAAUUAAUCAAAUAUUCUCAAAAAAUAAUUAAGUAAUAUUUAGUACUUGUUGUAAUAUUAUUAGUAGUUCUUUGGAUUUGUGACUGUAAUUUUAUGAUGUUUUUAGUGUCACUUUUAGGUUUUGGAAUUUAAUU
Messenger RNA from Solanum verrucosum, 893 nucleotides. Its product is annotated as protein RGF1 INDUCIBLE TRANSCRIPTION FACTOR 1. The record is from RefSeq and is a predicted model, not a curated record. Lineage: Eukaryota; Viridiplantae; Streptophyta; Magnoliopsida; Solanales; Solanaceae. The coding region runs from base 15 to 740 and encodes 241 amino acids. The transcript is spliced from 4 exons.